UAAAUUUUUUGUUUCGGAUCCACUCCACGGGCAAGUUUGUGAAUGGGAAGUUGGGAACGCCUUCUUAUUAUGCAGAUCUCCCAGCGCAUAGACAGGUUGACUUCUUCAUACACCUUUUGGCCGCCCGAGUAACCGGCGUGUAUAUAAGUGGGGUCGUCAGCCAAGUUUUUCUAACCUUGCUUGUGGCACUCGGCGAGGAUGUCUUCUUCUGCAGCACCUUCAGAUUCUGACACCGCUGUCAAUGAGCGUACCGCUCUUCUCGAUGGACACCAAGGCCAGAAAAAGGUCACCCCUUUGCCAAAGCUUCAGAUUGCAAUUUUGUUGCUGGCACUGCUGGUCGAGCCAAUUGCCUCUCAAUCUAUAUAUCCCUACAUCAAUCAACUUGUCAGUGAGUUGGACAUCACUGGCGGCGAUGAGCGGAAAGUUGGGUAUUAUGCGGGGCUGAUCGAGUCUAUUUUUUUUGCCACUCAGGCACUGACCAUCUUGCAAUGGAGCCGUACUUCGGACCGUGUUGGACGUAAACCUGUUCUCUUAUUAGGAAUCUUCGGACUCUCUCUGUCAAUGAUUUGUUUUGGGUUAUCCAGGACAUUGUCGGGGCUGAUUGUCAGUCGUUGCAUCACUGGUGCCUUGAAUGGUAACAUCGGAGUCAUGAAGAGCAUGAUGGGCGAACUCACUGACUCCACCAACAUGGCGCAGGGUUUCGCCCUGAUGCCUAUUGCGUUUUCAUUCGGCGCUACUAUUGGUCCUAUGAUCGGCGGAGCUCUAGAACACCCUCAACGGCAUUUUCCUAAUAUAUUCCCUGGUGCAUUCUGGUCACAGUUCCCGUACUUCCUGCCUAGCGGCAUUGCUGCAGCAUUCUCGGUUAUAUGUUUCCUGACGAUUCUAUUCUUCUUAAAAGAGACUCUGCCCAGACAACAGACACAAGAGAAAUCCAUGUCUGCUCUCGAUGGCGAGGCCCUCAACGUUCCCCAAAAUGCCGUCGGAGAUUCACCUGUGUCAAUCCGGUCGCUCUUCGUACCGUCCGUAUUGAUCCCUGUCGUUAACUAUGGCUGCAUCGCCACAUUUGAAAUGGCUAUGUUUGCACUUCAGCCUCUCUUUUAUUCCACACCAAUCGAACUGGGAGGCCUCGGAUUUGAUCCUAGCACUAUCGGUCUAUGGAUGGGAAUGUUCGGCAUUGUAAACGGUGUCUUGCAGACGAUAACUUUCGCACCAUUGAUAAACAGAUUCGGUGCCAAGACCGUUUUCCAGUUUUGCGCAGGAACUUUUAUUCCUAUCAUCGCCCUAUUCCCGAUCACCAACAUCGUUGCGCGCCAAUAUGGAAUCAACUGGCUUGUUUGGUUUUUACUCACGUGUUCGCUGCUACUGGGUGUUUUCAUGGAUAUGUCGUUUGGUUGUAUACUGAUGUUCAUUACCGCAGCAGCUCCAAAUAAACGGUCUUUAGGGGCCACCAAUGGGCUUGCGCAAAUGACAGCAUCCAUCGUUCGAGCCAUUACCCCCGCCACGGCCACAUCCAUGUUUGCAUACACUAUCCAGCACAAGCUCAUGGGCGGUUACGCCGUGUAUGCUGUUCUCAUCACUGCGAGUAUCUUUGCUUUGAGAAUUACUACCAAACUUCCGGGAAGUCCUGGAAAAAGGGCAUGAUUUACGACACCAUCUUACGACACAUUCAUAUCAAUGUCAUGAUUUCAAGGUUUACUUUGAGUUGCCGUAUACUUCUCCUAUCCACAAAAUUAAAUAACAAAGUAGG
Molecule: messenger RNA, 1747 nt
Organism: Suillus plorans
Lineage: Eukaryota; Fungi; Basidiomycota; Agaricomycetes; Boletales; Suillaceae
Product: major facilitator superfamily domain-containing protein
Exons: 8
Coding region: 199-1641 (480 amino acids)
Biological process (GO): transmembrane transport
Molecular function (GO): transmembrane transporter activity
Source: RefSeq, a predicted model, not a curated record